AUGAGGUCCGACCGACCGUCGAUAAAGUCGUGGCUGCUGCCGCUGCUCGCGGUAACGCUGCUGUGCCUUACCACGGCCAGCAAUGCCGCCGAGGAUAACAAGAAAACGGAGAGUCCUGCAGAGACUUCUCCGUUGAAAGUGGCACCAGCUCCUCCCGUAGACGGCGAGGGUCGCAAUCUCUUCCGCAAGGAUCUCGACGAGGACGAGGACAAUUACUCCUCCGAGGGACGUCGCAUAAUCUACGAUCGCCACCAGACGCAGAAUCGCGACGGCAAGGACCUGUUCGACUGGUUCGGCCUCGGCGUCGGCCAGACCAUGGACCCGUACAUGGCCAAGUCGAACAAGGGCUGCCUGAACGGCGACUUCGCCGAGUGCUUCAAGUCCCGGGCGCUCAACACCUUCGCCGAUUUCUUCGAGGAGCCGAGCUACGAAUUGACGGAGAGCGUGAGGGUGGUGAGGAUGCCGAGGAACGUCAUCAGCGAGGUAGCGAGACAGCCCUACGAGUACUCGACCGAGCCCAGAUCCGAGGAUACGGAGUGGGACCAGCUGGUGAAAUUCGCCCUGAGAAAAGCCGAGCGAUUCGUCAAGACGUCGGCGUUCGAGGUGUCGGCCCCGAGCUGGCUCAUGUCCGCCAGUAACGAGGUCUACGCGCCGAGAUUCCUCGACGAGAUCGCCGACGAGAUCGACGUGCUGGAGAACAAGAAGGACACCGUAUUCUCUCGUCACCGGCUGAGGAAAAUCCUCAUCCCCAUGCUGAUCGUCCUCAAGCUCUUCAAGCUCAAGCUCCUGCUCUUCCUACCUCUCAUUCUCGGCCUGGCCUCGUUCAAGAAGCUCCUCGGCUUCGCGGCCAUCGUCGUGCCCGGCAUCAUCGGCUUCUUCAAGCUCUACAAGCCCCUGUCGCCCUCGUACACGCCACCCAUCUACUCGCCCAACGGUCUGGGCCAUCCGGGCGGUUUGCACGGCGGUCUGGGUGGCGGUAGCGGAUUGGGCGGUGGAUACGGCCCCGGCGGCGGCGUCUUCGGCAGUCCCUACAGCAAGGAGGGCGUCAACAGCGACUUCGGCUCCAACGGAUUCCAUCCUUCCACGUCUUACAACGAUUACGGCAACAACAACAACGACGCUCAACAUUUCGCUCAAGAAUUGGCCUAUCAGGCCUACGCGAGGAACAACAAGAAGAGCGAGAUAGAGGCCGAGACGGACGACGAGAAAAAGUCGAGAAAAUAG
Messenger RNA from Trichogramma pretiosum, 1224 nucleotides. RefSeq lists its product as uncharacterized. Lineage: Eukaryota; Metazoa; Arthropoda; Insecta; Hymenoptera; Trichogrammatidae. The record is from RefSeq and is a predicted model, not a curated record. The transcript is spliced from 4 exons. The coding region runs from base 1 to 1224 and encodes 407 amino acids.